AUGUCUGCAUUGGCUCUGAGAGUCACUGGCGGAGGGCUGUGUUUCAGAGGUAGUCUGUUGUGGGUGCAGUUCGACGACAACACCAUGACAGCCACGUCUUUCAGUUACACCAUUUUUGGACAGUGUGUCUUUGUCACCCUCUUGCUGACUGAAACGCCUCUGCCUCAGCCUUCAUUGUGGGAAUCGGUCAAUGAGAGUCGGAAGAUUCAGAUCCGGAACAUUCCUCCUCAUCUCCAGUGGGAGGUUUUGGACAGCCUAUUAGCACAGUAUGGUACUGUAGAAAAUGUGGAACAAGUUAAUACUGAUACAGAAACAGCAGUGGUGAAUGUGACAUAUUCAACAAAAGAAGAGGCUAAAAUAGCUGUAGAGAAGUUAACAGGACAGACGUUUGAAGAUUACUCCUUUAAAGUGUCUUAUAUUUUGGAUAUGGAUGCUGCUCCACCUCUGCCUGUGACCCGGAAUCGUCGCAGUGGAAGGACAUCACGGGAACAGGACUCGCAGCCUGGGACCUCUGGAGGCUCCCUGGGGCCCCGACAGAAACAACCAGACUUCCCCCUGCGCAUGCUGGUGCCCACGCAGUUUGUGGGAGCCAUCAUUGGCAAGGAGGGGCUCACAAUCAAAAACAUCACCAAACAGACACAGUCUAAGGUGGACAUCCAUCGUAAGGAGAACACCGGAGCGGCGGAGAAGCCGAUCAGCAUCCACUCCACUCCUGAGGGCUGCUCUGCCGCGUGCCGCAUGAUCAUGGACAUCAUGCAGAAAGAGGCUGAUGACACGAAGGUAACUGAUGAUAUUCCUCUGAAGAUCCUGGCCCACAACAGUCUGGUUGGAAGACUGAUCGGGAAGGAGGGCAGGAACCUGAAGAAGAUUGAAGAGGAGACAGAGACCAAAAUAACCAUCUCCUCUUUACAGGACUUAACUAUUUAUAACCCAGAGAGAACCAUUAUAGUGAAGGGGAGUAUUGAGGCUUGUUGUAGGGCUGAAGUGGAGAUCAUGAGAAAGCUGAGGGAAGCCUAUGAGAACGACAAUGCUGCUAUUAACCAACAAACCAACCUUAUCCCUGGGUUAAGCCUGAGUGCACUGGGCAUCUUUUCAACUGGUUUGUCAGUAUUGCCACCAGCUGCUGGGCCCAGAGGCGUCCCAACCGUACCCCCAGCUAGCUACAACCCUUUUCUUGGUCAUUCAUCCCAGCUGGGUGGGCUGUACAGUGUCCCGCCUGCUAGUGCCAUCUCUCACCAGCACACACAGGCUCCUGAACAGGAGGUGGUCUACCUUUUUAUUCCAACUCAGGCUGUUGGUGCUAUUAUUGGCAAGAAGGGCCAACAUAUUAAACAACUGGCACGAUUCGCAGGAGCCUCUAUUAAGAUCGCACCUGCAGAGAGUCCUGACGUCAUUCAGAGGAUGGUCAUCAUCACUGGCCCACCAGAAGCUCAGUUUAAGGCCCAGGGCAGGAUAUUUGGGAAACUGAAAGAAGAGAAUUUCUUUUCUGCAAAAGAGGAAGUGAAGCUGGAGACACAUAUAAAAGUGCCCUCUUCAGCAGCUGGGAGGGUCAUCGGGAAAGGCGGCAAAACAGUUAAUGAGCUGCAGAACCUAACCAGUGCAGAGGUCAUAGUGCCACGGGACCAAACCCCAGAUGAGAAUGAUGAGGUCUUUGUCAAAAUUAGUGGGCAUUUCUUUGCCAGCCAGACUGCACAGAGGAAAAUCAGGGAGAUCAUCCAGCAGGUGAAACAACAGGAGCAGAAGCACCAGCAAGGCGCCCCCGUGACACACCGAUCCAAGUGACCAUCAGGGCAGCCCCAGCGGGCACCUGCCAAUGAAUGUAGCCCUCCCAACUGGAAUCAGACCAGACCGGACGAAGGGGACCGGCCGGGCAGACCAGCAGCCAUGGGAUCAAAACCAAAGAACUUCUUUCUGGGGGAGAUGAAGGAGCCACAGACAGAAGGGCUCUGAGUGCACUGCCAGCUUGGGGAGGGAGGGGGGAAGGAAGCGCAAGAAGGACAAGCGUACCUUUUAUUGUUCAAACACACCCUGAGUAUGACCAGAAUAGGUAUGCGGCAUCUGUUAUCAGGACGGGAAACAUCAUCAUAGUCGCCCCACGUAACAAUUUCUUUAUAAACUUCUUAUUUUAGGCUUAAUCUAGGGCUAACACAGAUAAGAAGCUCUAUUAGCACAUGUACACUCAUGCAUUUUGACUGAGUUGUGUUGCUGUUUUCUCGGGUAAGUAAAGUGGGUGUGCACUGGCAGUUGGCAACCGAGAUUUUUUUAUAAUUUUUUUUUUUUUUUUGAUGCCCAGAUUGCGAUUUCAACGAUCAGCAGUAUUCUCACCAGUACACUAGAACAAAUAUACUGUUAUAUCUGAAGCAGAAGCACGAUUCUUCUUGUUUUGCACGAGCCAUCGGGCAUGUAGUGCACAUAUGCGGUUGCGAUUGCAUAUAACAUGUUUUUCAGAUUUCUUUGAUGAUGGGACAAGCAAGUUGGGAAAUGUAAAUGACAGAACGUUUACUCAUAUCUUAGCCUGUUUGCAUUUCGGGACACAUCAUCCAGCUCAACGGAUUCCUUGUUACUUAGCCUGUGCGUGCCAACGGAUGCCGUUAAAACAUUUCUUUCUGUGCAUAUCUCAUUUUUUAGCUUUUAUCAUUUGUAGUUUGUUGUUAUUUCUGUCCAGCUCUUACACUCCCUUUUUAUUUUUACACCAGUGUUUUUGCAGCUUCUGCAUUUAGUCAUUUCAGUGCCACCGCAUUCUUGUGGCGGCAGUCAUUACGAGACUGAGUAGGUAUGUGGUAGAUGUGGAUUAGGAGUCGACACCCCUUGUUUGCUUUAGGGGGUAUGAAAAGAAUAUAAAGCAAGCACCAGCGUCUGAAAGACAGCACACCUUUACUGGCUUGGGCAGAAGCGAAAUCAAAUGUGCACCAAGAAUUCUGCCUUAAUCUAUGCUGAAAGGAAACAAAAAAGAUGGGCGACUGAAAAUGUUAUUGGAGGGUCAGGUUGAUGUGGGACGAGGAGGCACCUUAUGAUCUGUGGUACACACACAGCCGCGUUUGGCUUUAAAUCUCUUUGUCAGGGAGCUUUCUAAAUGGCAUGACAGCUGUGAAUGUACAAUAAGCAGCCUUUUAGAAAGAGCACCACCCUGUCAUGUUCAGUAAGCUGGUUGGUCGGCGAGAUUGUUCUUUUUUUUUUUUUUUAACAGAUACUCUGGUUGUUUUGGGAAAUGGAUCGACUGUUCCAACAGGACGUGCAGGCAUGGAUAUCCCUUUGUGCUUUAUUUUCUUCUUCUUUUUGACCAUGGAAGUUUGUUGCCUUAAACGUCACCAGUCUAUAUCAUCACAGACGGCUCCCUCGCCCAAUGAGAGCUAAGCCUCAUCUUCCAGAUGCAAGGUUUAUGCCAAUACGCACAGCUUCCAUUAGUGUAUAUGCGUGUGUGUAUAUAGAUAUAGAUAUAUAUAUAUAUAUAUAUAAAGAGAGAGAAAUAUUUAUGAAUCUAUUUUUUUUCCUAUUUUGUGACGAGAGCUAUUAAUAAGAAACAAACCGAAAACAACAAGUCUUUUUUGGUGGAACACUGCCAUGUUAUUCUGAAGGGAAGUGUUUAUUUUCUUGGAAGUAGACUAUGAAUAUUGGUAGUAUACUAACAGUAAGAACAGUAAUGAAUCACCGCAACACUGAUCAGAAUGUGAUCUGUGCGCAUGUCAGUAUUCCGAUCUACCUCAUGCGUCAGGGUACCUCAGUCCAAUCUUAAAUUUCCCUUUUUUUUCUCCCCACAUUUUGUAUGCCUUGUAAACUGAAAGUUUUGAACGUUUUCUUUUUAUUAAUAAUAAAAGAGAUCAAGAAAAGUCUUCAGGUCCAUCUGGCAAAAACAAAUGGAUCUUAAAGCUUUCAAAACUGAAUGCGAAUUCAGAGA
This is a messenger RNA of Sinocyclocheilus grahami, 3895 nucleotides long. RefSeq names its product insulin-like growth factor 2 mRNA-binding protein 2. Lineage: Eukaryota; Metazoa; Chordata; Actinopteri; Cypriniformes; Cyprinidae. The record is from RefSeq and is a predicted model, not a curated record. The transcript is spliced from 16 exons. The coding region runs from base 1 to 1782 and encodes 593 amino acids. Gene Ontology annotation, molecular function: RNA binding.